This is a messenger RNA of Python bivittatus (Burmese python), 1329 nucleotides long. RefSeq names its product RAD51 paralog C (gene RAD51C). Lineage: Eukaryota; Metazoa; Chordata; Lepidosauria; Squamata; Pythonidae. The record is from RefSeq and is a predicted model, not a curated record. Gene Ontology annotation, biological process: reciprocal meiotic recombination; meiotic DNA recombinase assembly; DNA repair. Gene Ontology annotation, cellular component: replication fork; Rad51B-Rad51C-Rad51D-XRCC2 complex; Rad51C-XRCC3 complex. Gene Ontology annotation, molecular function: ATP-dependent DNA damage sensor activity; crossover junction DNA endonuclease activity; four-way junction DNA binding.
GCGGGAGGCUUCUGGGAGUUGAAGUCCAGCGCCUCAGGAAGGCGCUCGCAUCAAGAAGGCGGCGAAGCAUGGACAGUCCCCGCUCUUUUCCCUCAUGGAACAGAGAGAUGUAGGCACCUUCCCCUUGGCGCCGGCUUGGCGGGCGAAACUAGCGGCCGCCGGUUUCCAAACGGCCCAAGAGGUGCUAGAGGUCGGGCCUUGCCAGCUGAGCAAAGAGAUUGGCAUUUCUAAAGAGGAUGCGCUAGAAAUUUUAAAGGUGAUCAAACAGGAACGGCACAGUGAUGGAGCAAAGCCUUCUGAGGAACCAGAAACCUUUAGGAAAUGUACAGCUCUGGAACUUUUGGAAAAAGAGCAGACUCAAGGUUUCAUCAUCACCUUUUGCUCUGCACUGGAUGACAUCCUCGGUGGGGGUGUGCAGCUAACCAAAAUUACAGAGAUCUGCGGAGUGCCAGGUGUCGGGAAGACGCAACUGUGCAUGCAACUUGUGGUGGAUGUUCAGAUUCCAGAAUGCUUUGGUGGACUUGCUGGAGAAGCUAUAUUCAUAGAUACCGAGGGAAGCUUUAUGGUUGACCGAGUUGUGGAUAUAGCAGAAGCCUGCAUUCAUCACUGUCGGCUGAUUGCUGAAAUGCACCCAGAAGAAGAUCAUCAAAUAGCUUUGGAGACUUUCUCUCUUGAAAAUAUUCUUUCACAUAUCUAUUACUUCCGUUGCCAUGACUAUAUGGAGCUACUGGCACAGAUUUACCUCCUCCCAGAUUUCCUCUCUGGACACUCAAAGGUACAGUUGAUUGUGAUUGAUGGAAUUGCUUUUCCUUUCCGCCAUGACUUUGAAGAUCUCUCGCUGCGAACGAGACUUUUGAACGGCCUGGCCCAACAGCUGAUAUGUAUCGCAAAUGACCACACCUUAGCUGUAGUGUUGACCAAUCAAAUGACCACACGCUUUGAACAAAGUCGUUCCUCUUUGGUUCCUGCCUUAGGGGAAAGCUGGGGUCAUGCAGCUACCAUCCGUUUAAUUUUGCACUGGAAUAACAAACAGAGGUUGGCAGUGUUGUACAAGUCUCCAAGUCAGAAGGAGUCAACUGUACCCUUUUGCAUUACAUCUCAUGGAUUCAGAGAUGUUCAGCUUUCACAUUCAAAUCUGAUCCCAGCAGAAAACGAAGCAAAUCCUCGUAAAAGGCCACGGAUAGAACAGGUAGAAGAACAGUGAAUCAGAAAAAUAAAUUCUAACUAUGCUUCCAUUUGAAAAUAAUAGUACAGUACUACAGACGGAUAUCAAGGUACUCCAAAGAAUAACAUGAAUAAAAAGAUACAUUUAACGUGAAUCUAUGUGAU